This is a messenger RNA of Cadophora gregata, 315 nucleotides long. RefSeq lists its product as uncharacterized. Bases 1 to 315 code for a protein of 104 amino acids. The record is from RefSeq and is a predicted model, not a curated record. NCBI's taxonomy places the organism in Eukaryota, Fungi, Ascomycota, Leotiomycetes, Helotiales, Ploettnerulaceae. The transcript has a single exon.
AUGCUCAAUCUCCAACAUUUGGUCAGAUGCACUGAGCGUAUGUGCUUGGCUUCUGAACUUUGGGGUUCAGUAGACGAUCCACCGUUCAGGGAGGAUGAGCCUCGCGAGAAGCCACCACACCAGAUGAGACUGUGGAGAGAGAGGUUCUAUAGGGCUAUUUACAGGAUUUUCAUCGCUGGCUCUGUGCUCUAUGGCGUUUACAACAAGCCGUUCUCCUGGAACGCCGAGAGACCUCUUGGUGUCCCACGAGAAUAUCUCAGAGAGUACGACGCAUCUCGGGACUCGAUACUUUACAAACUUGGAAGAUGGGUCUGA